Messenger RNA from Cuscuta campestris, 6034 nucleotides. NCBI's taxonomy places the organism in Eukaryota, Viridiplantae, Streptophyta, Magnoliopsida, Solanales, Convolvulaceae. The record is from the annotation of a GenBank genome assembly.
CGGAUCAAACAUUUGACCCAUUAGGAGCCACUUCACCUCGUCCGCGAAGUGGCCUCAUCGAGACUGCGACAGAGCUCAUAUCCGCCCGCACCCAUUAGAUAGGUUCCAUAGUCUUCCAUACGGCGAAAAUUUGAAUCUGAUAUGCGGGCUGGUAUCGCGCCAUUCAGCACUCCUGGCGCAUAGAAAAUGAUUAAUUUCUAGGGUUUAUGUUAUUGUUUGCACGGAAGUGAUCUCUCUGCUCUAUCUCCUAGUAACAAACCGAAUCAAAGAUCACACAAGUCACAUAUCUGAUCACAAGAAGAUGUCUAUUGGCGUCCGCGAAGCAUGCAUUCUAGGAGCUUUCAAGCCAUUCGGGCUGGUCGCCGAAGCUAUGGACGGAAACCCCCCGGACAGUUUAUCUGGCGAUUACACUUACUCCCUCUUCAGCCCGGAAGUCACCAAACAAAGAGAAGUUGCUGAUGGCUUCAAUUCGACCUCACAUCCCAGUGAUCGGAGCGACCACGAGCUUUUUGUUAGAGGGGAUAGGAUAGUGUGGAGCAUAGGUUCACGAGUGUAUAAAAGGUUCACUUCACCCUCGACAGUGAUCAAGGCAUGCUUUUGUCGGAUGGGUGAUACUUCUGAAGUUGUUCUUUGUGUUCUUCAAUUGGAUAGUUUAUCAAUUUAUAGUGUCUCAGGAGAAGUCAUCUCUAUUCCUCUUCCUCGCAGCAUUUCAUCAAUAUGGCCUCUUCCUUAUGGUUUGCUUCUCGAACAAGCAGGAGAAGGGGAUUCAUUCAAGAAUAUAUUACGUUCUUCUUUGAGCCCAUAUUUAGGCCCCCGUGAUAUAGUUUGUCCUAAAAAGGAUGUAAGCCCCACACACAAUAGUAAUAGAAUUCGUGGAAAUGAUUUUAUCAUGAAGGGAGAUGAGGUUUCAAUGUCCUCACAUAUGAUAUUGAAGGAUGCCCUGGAAGAACCUCAGUCAACUUAUGUUCAGCAAAGAGGGAAACUAGACAUAAUGAAAGAAUUUGAAGAAAAAACUAUUUGGACAGGAGAUUGUGUUCCCGUGACAGCAUCAUAUAACAGAGCAAAGAUGCAACAUUCUUUGUGGGCUGUGGAAAUUAUUAACUCAAACAUGGAAGUAUCAAAUGCUAAGCGCUCUAAUGGCCCUUCUGCAGUGAUUUCGAAACAAUUUUCCUUCAGGAAAAUAUGGCAAGGAAAGGUCUCACAGACAGCUGCUAGUAAGGUAUUUGUUGCAAGUGAUGAUGACGCAUCACACAGUAUUUGCUUUCUUCUCAGAGAUAAAAAAGAGUUGCUGUCUGUUUGGCUCCAAAAGGAAGACAUAAACAAUGAAAUAGUCUAUGAUAUUAAACCAGAACUGAGCUGGAGCAUACCAGCAGUGGAUGCAGUACCAGUUUCUGUUACUCGCCCAUGUGUGAAUGUGGGAGUGCUUCCAUAUGCGGAUAUUGUUACUCUGACACCAGAAAAUAUUCUUCUUCUCUAUUCUGGGAAGCAAUGUCUUUGUAAGUAUGUGUUACCGCCUUCUUGGGGUAAAUAUCACUUGCCAGGCAAUAAUCACAUGGGGAAAAAAUCUGUUACCCAUGAUUUGGAAGUUGUUGGAAUAGCUGAUGCUGUUGAGGAGCGUAUAAAUCUUAUUAUGAAUAAUGGACAGAUCUACAGAUGUGCACUACGACGUUUCCCUUCAUCAUCCUUAGCUAAUGAUUGCAUCACAGCAAUGGCAGAAGGGCUACAACCUAGCAUCUACCAACAGUUUCUUAUUCUUUUAUGGAAGAAUGAAAAUCCAGUUUAUCUAAGUAGGAAUGAUGUCACUGCUGAUUCAGAGUGGGAAACAUUCUGUAAUGUAUUACUGCAAAUGUGCAGGUGUUCUACUCAUUCUUCCAAAAGGACUUCAGAUUUAACCUUAUAUUCAUCAUGGGAGUUUCUCAUUCAAAGUAAAUAUCACAAAAAAUACUGUCAGAAUAAUCUAAUAGCCGGAAUUCCUCAGCUGGAAUCUUCCAAUCAGAGGGGAUUUGAUGCAUCUGGAUUAUCUGGAGACAGUACACAGAAAUCUAGCAACACAGUUUAUAACGAGAUACUGACUGAGUCUCUGGAUUCACUUCAUGCAGUAUAUGAGACUUUGAAACUAAACAAUCUCCGCAAACGGGAUUUGGAUCUGCUGGUAGCCCUAUUAUGUGAUGUGGCUGUGUCCUUAGAUGCAUAUUGCUACUUGGAUCAUUAUAUACGUGAUUUUCCAAGACUAUCGAAAGGGUUUAAGAUGCCAUGCGAGACAUUUUCCCGGAAAAUGCCUCCCAAUUUGUUCAGGUGGCUUGAAACAUGUUUACAAUUUGGAUGUAGUUCUGCUAGUAUAUGUGACAUUCCACCAUUGGUUUUUAAAGAAGGCAGGUCUGUUGUAAACUGGGCACGAAAAGUUGUAUCAUUCUAUAGUCUUUUAUGUGGCGCAAAUCAAUUGGGUAAGAGGCUAUCUUCUGGUGUUUUCUGCAAUAUCGCGUAUGGAUUAUCUCACUCUAGAGAGGAAGCAACUGUCCUGGCAAUGGUUGGAGAAAGAUUUGGUUUGCAACAGCUAGAUUUACUGCCGGCUGGCGUGUCUCUUCCUUUACGACAUGCAUUGGAUAAGUGUCGCGAAUGUCCUCCGGUGAAUUGGCCCCCUGCUGCUUAUGUGCUUAUUGGCAGGGAGGACUUGGCUUUGCCAAAGUUAAAAUAUCCAAGCAAAUCCGGGGAACUUGAGGAUGAUGUAAAUGCAAAUUUGAUUUCUACAUGUACUCCUUACGUGCUGCACUUACACCCUGUGAUGAUUACCUCCGUAUCAGACUCAAUAGACUCAGAGAGGAGCAAGCUAGAAGAUGCAGAUUCUCUUGAGGGAUAUAUAAAUGAUGGUAUGGACCAUCUUUUCAACUCUAGCACCUUAUUGCGGUAUGGUCGUGAUCUGCGACUGAAUGAGGUUAGACGAUUGCUAUGUUCUGCUAGACCAGUAGCUGUUCAAACACCAGUUAACCCAACUGCAUCUGAUCAAGACCUUCAACAGGCUCAGCUAUGGCAACUAGCACAGAGGACAACAGCCCUUCCAUUUGGUCGUGGCGCUUUUACACUUUCUACUACUUGCACACUUUUGACGGAGGCACUUGGUGUACCGAAGCUUGUAUUAGCUGGUCGGCUGCCGGCUCAACAAAAUGCAAUGGUUAAUCUAGAUCCAAAUGUUCGAAAUGUACAAGAACUUCAGCCCUGGCCAGAGUUUCAUAAUGCGGUUGCUGCUGGGUUAAGACUUGCUCCAAUUCAGGGUCAAUUGCCAAGACCUUGGAUAAUGUAUAACAAACCUAAAGAGCCGAGUGUUAAUCAUGCUGGACUACUCUUUGCUCUGGGGUUACAUGGGCAUCUCUGUGUUUUAAGUAUAUCUGACAUAUACCAAUACUAUGCAGAGGUGCAUGAUAUAACAUCUUUAGGAUUAAUGAUUGGACUAGCAGCAUCGUACAGGGGAUCAAUGCACCCGGCAAUUUCCAAGUCACUUUAUGUACACAUACCGGCGCACCAUCCAACUUCAUAUCCUGAAUUUGAACUGACAACACUUCUCCAGUGUGCAGCACUUAUGUGUCUUGGGCUGCUAUAUGAGGGAUCAGCUCAUCCUCAAACAAUGCAUAUUCUUCUGGGUGAAAUAGGUCGUAGAAGUGGAGGGGACAAUGUACUUGAGAGAGAGGGUUAUGCACUUUCUGCCGGGCUUUCACUAGGUCUUGUUGCAUUAGGUCGUGGAGAAGAUGCUAUAGGAUUUGAAGACGCAUUGGUAGAUCGCUUGUUUCAAUAUAUUGGAGGAAGCAACCAUCGAAAUGAUCAGUACUCAUUCACACCACCCAUUAAUGAGCACAACCAUAGUGCAGGACAGGUAAUGGAUGCCACAUCGAACAAUGUUGAUGUUACUGCACCCGGAGCCAUAGUUGCUCUUGCUCUAAUCUACAUGAAGACUGAAUCAGAAAUGAUAUUCUCAAGGUUAUAUAUACCACAGACGCGCUUUGAGCUACAAUAUGUGCGACCAGAUUUUAUAAUGCUGCGCAUUAUUGCUCGGAAUUUGAUAAUGUGGAGCAGAGUUCAGCCAUCUGAAGAUUGGAUAUGGUCACAGAUUCCACAAGUUAUUCAACGUGGUAUAGAAUGCCUUGCAGUAAAUUUAGACAACAUUGACGAGGAUGAUGCGGAAGCAUUUGUUAAAGCAUAUGUCAACAUAGUCGUUGGAGCAUGUAUCUCUCUUGGUUUGAGAUUUGCAGGAACAAGAGAUGGUAAUUCACGGGAGCUGCUUUACAAAUAUGCUGUAUACUUCCUUAAUGAGAUAAAGCCGGUUUCAAUUACAAGUGCAAAUACCUUCCCUAAAGGGCUAUCUAAAUACGUUGACCGCGGCACACUUGAAACAUGCCUUCACCUCAUUGUUCUUUCCCUAUGUGUGGUCAUGGCUGGAUCUGGGCACUUACAGACAUUCAAACUGUUGAAAUUUCUAAGAUGUCGAAAUAUUUUUGACGGGAACUCAAGUUAUGGUAUUCAUAUGUGUGUGAGCUUGGCCAUUGGAUUUCUGUUUCUUGGAGGUGGCACACAUACUUUCUCAACAAGCAAAAUUUCUAUUGCUGCUUUGCUGAUAACUCUUUAUCCACGAUUACCAAAUGGACCUAAUGAUAACCGAUGCCACCUUCAGGCAUUCCGACAUUUUUAUGUUUUGGCGACAGAAGCUCGUUGUAUUCAGACAGUUGAUGUCGACACUGCAUUGCCUGUCUAUGUACCACUUGAAGUUACCAUCCGGGAAACUAAUUACUAUGCAGGAACAAGUUUUUGUGAGAUCUCCCCAUGCAUUCUUCCAGAGCGUGCCAUUUUGAAGGCUGUUCGUGUCUGUGGUCCUCGUUAUUGGCCUCAAGUCAUUGAGCUCAUUCCAGAAGAAAAGCCAUGGUGGACUUUGGGGGACAAGAAUCACCCCUUCAAUUCUGGUGUACUUUAUGUGAAGAGAAAAGUAGGAGCUUGUUCAUAUGCAGAUGAUCCUGUAGGAUGCCAAUCACUGCUAUCAAGAGCAAUGCAUAAAGUGUUUGGUCUGACACACUUGAGAGCUUUUGGAUGUUCCAAGUCUAUAGCGGAUAUCACAUUAGAUCAGUUGGUUAGUACAUUCUCCUCUGAUCCAAGCUUAACUGCCUUUGCCCAACUAUGUUGCAAUCCUUCAUGGAAUAGCAGGUAUGGAAUUGCAUUCCACGAGUUUUGCUUGCAAGUGCUCUUUGAAUGUGUGAGCAAGGACAGGCCAACUCUUCUACAGAUAUACUUGUCCAUAUACUCCACAAUUGAGUCAAUGGCAGAACAAGGCACUGGUGGUGCAUGUAAUUCUGGUGAUUCAGUUUCCCUCCUAAGUCUUAAGCUUGCACUUGCCUAUGGUGAAUCCUUGCUGGCUAAAAUAUUAACCAGUUCAAGUGGUGGCAUUAUGCACACGACUUUCCUGGGUACAGUCAAGAAGAGGGUGGAGGAAAUUCUCAGUUCUUCAUCACCCAAUAUACAAAAGAAUCUCCUGGAUUAUAUCAAGUUUGGAAGAUGGCCAUGUGAUGACAGCCAGGCUUCCACACAUCUCUCUUGGUAUCUCCAGUGGAAUGGAGUGCCAUCUGUAUAUGAACUUCGAAGAGCUGAGGAGAAAAUGAAGGCCCUCAGAAUGACCUCGUCUGUUCCUUUCCUACACUUGUUAUUUCCAAGAACGAAUGCCACUGCACUUGCAGAGAUCAAUAGGUGUGCCGAUCCUUGACCUCAAUGAAACAUUGUGUGUGAUUAUGCAACUUGUACGGAGUAUUAUUUAUGUUCUACUUUGACUGUACAUAAGGAGAAAUAACUUAUAAUAAUGUAUUAGGAAUAGGUUGACACUAAUUGGCAGGACUGAUCAGAGAUGUGUAACUAAGUUUAUUUUAGGUAAUGAACAUUUUUUUCGAGUAAUUUGAUUGGUUUGAAAAUGAUGGAAUUCGACUGGUUUUAAUUUCGAAAUGGGUUUACAUUCAGUUUCCAUCCUUUUUGUGUUUUAUUCUUGCAAUAAGUUUUUUUCAAUGGG